Drosophila arizonae is the source of this 838-nucleotide messenger RNA. RefSeq names its product repressed by TOR (gene REPTOR). Gene Ontology annotation, cellular component: nucleus. Gene Ontology annotation, biological process: response to unfolded protein; regulation of transcription by RNA polymerase II. Gene Ontology annotation, molecular function: RNA polymerase II transcription regulatory region sequence-specific DNA binding; DNA-binding transcription factor activity, RNA polymerase II-specific. Lineage: Eukaryota; Metazoa; Arthropoda; Insecta; Diptera; Drosophilidae. The record is from RefSeq and is a predicted model, not a curated record.
AUGACGCCCAACUCGAAUGCCAUGUGGAGCGACAUUAGCAGCGCCAUUGUCCAUACCAAAAACGAGCCAUUUAGCCUGGACGACGAUUACAUCUUUCCCAACGACAAGGCCGAGAUGCAGGCCGAGCUGGCCGAAUUGAAUGGCGGCGAUUUCUUGGACACCCAACAACAGCAAGCGGACACCUAUGAGCUGUUCCACAGCACACCACAGAAGCCGCCAUCUCAGUUGGGCUCGAGCUUCUCGCCGGGCAGCCAGGCAUCGCAGUCGCCACUGACGCCACCCCCACCGCCGCACGCCAGCCGCUCGCAAUACCAGCUGGUCAAGUCGCGCAACAUGCAGGAGCUGGCAAAGAAGGGCAUGGCCAUGUCCUCGCCGCCCGACCGUCACUCGCUGCUCAGCCAGACGGCCGCGCUCAGUCCGGGCGGCAGCAGCAGCGGCUUUGGCAGCGCUGCCAGCGGCAACAGCACAACAACUGCCACGGCAAACGCCAGCUCCAACCAGAGCCCCGGCCAGGUGGUCAUCACGGCAACUGCCGCCACGCCUGGCAACAUGCGCAAAUCCUUUGGCUAUCCAACUGGCGGCACCUCUGUGGAGAACUCUCAGCUAUCGCGYCUMUCGUCGUCGGCGCCUACGCAUCUGGGCUUGGAGCACAUCUGGAUGCGACGUGAGCCGCGACAGCAUUUACUCUCCACCGGCUCGCUGGCCGAGGCCGAGAGCUUCUCCUCGCUGAGCACCGGCAGCGUCUUGUCGCCCGAUGGCAUCGAUUUCUCCCAGGACGACGACGACGAUGCCUCCAGUGACAACAGCGACAACUACGAUGACUUCAGCAGCGAUAACG